Entrophospora candida is the source of this 503-nucleotide messenger RNA. Lineage: Eukaryota; Fungi; Glomeromycota; Glomeromycetes; Entrophosporales; Entrophosporaceae. The record is from the annotation of a GenBank genome assembly.
UAAUAGAUAAAGUUUUUGGCAUGGAUAAACUGACAUUUCAAACAAUUGAAGAAAUUGAAAAUAUAAUUGAUGAUUUUUUUCAAAUGAAAAUAUGCAAAGGCCUUUCAACUAAAAAAGAUUACUGUCAUCAACUUUUAGCAACAUUAGGACAUAAAGAAUCCUCAGAAGAUCUCUGGCAUCAAAAUGGUAUUUUAGGCAAAAGCAUUGCACAUUCAUCUAAACAAUUAUUAACUGAAAUAAUUUUAAAACAUAAUAUAAUCAAGCAAAAAUCUGUUGAAAUUAAACAAUUACAAGAAUCUAUAUCUACAGAAAUGAGUAAUUUAAUAAAAAAUGCUCAUUUGUUGAGCUAUAUCAGUUAUACUAAUGCAGGAACAUCUGUUUACAAUACAAUUAAGUCAAUAAUGCAUAUGCCUUCAAUUUCAACCUUAAAAGAUUAUAUGAACGUUAAUGAAGCAAAAACUGGAUGGCAUGAUGAAAUUGGAGAACAGUUUUUAUAUCUAUAA